GGAAUGGGCUUCCUGGGGGCAUGCUGUUGUUGAUGUCAGGGGUGGAGUCCAGCCGGAGCCCCUGAGCAGGGCGGCGGCAGCUGGAGGCGGCGGCUAUGGGACAGCGAAUGGGCACGGCGCUCCUACUCGUCGCGCUGGGGUACCUGCUAAGGUCACUGACUGCAGAAGCCCAGUGUGAAAACAUUUACCAAGAUUUAUCUGACUGCAUCUUAAAACUAGGAGAAAAUAUGGCCAGCUAUGAGGAAGAAGAGGAGGAGGAAGAUGAAAGGGACCAGAUGCAAGGACUGUAUGCUGUCUGCGGGUAUUGGGAAGAGUUUCACACCUGUGCCGUGGCUGCCCUUUGGGAGUGCCAGAGGGAGGCAGCAACUAUCUGGGAGAUGUUGAAAAAGGAAUCUAGGAAAAUCAAAUUCCAAGGGAGCCUUUUUGACCUCUGUGCCUCCAGCAACUCCCAGAAUUUCAGCUCCUUGCAGUUUCCAUCUAUUUCGCUGUUAAGCAUCACCUUGAUGGUCACUUGGCUUAAUUUAUAAAGGGAACCACUCUGCACAUA
Messenger RNA from Lacerta agilis (Sand lizard), 547 nucleotides. Its product is annotated as neuritin-like. The transcript is spliced from 3 exons. The coding region runs from base 96 to 527 and encodes 143 amino acids. Lineage: Eukaryota; Metazoa; Chordata; Lepidosauria; Squamata; Lacertidae. Gene Ontology annotation, biological process: neuron projection extension; nervous system development. The record is from RefSeq and is a predicted model, not a curated record. Gene Ontology annotation, cellular component: plasma membrane.